GAAAAUUGCGCUAAGGGAAAAAAAGUCACGAUCAAUGAAUAAGAAAGAUAUAAUAAAUAGAUUUUCGCCAAUUGGUUUUCUGUUAAACAUAUAGUGCUUGUGAAGAGAUGAUCUGUCUCGAAACUCGACAUUUUAGCAUCAACCGAAUUUUAUUACUUAUCGUUGGUUUGUGGCCUUAUCAACGGUCGCCAUUCGUUCAGUUUCACUUAUUUCUAUUUCUUGGUACAUUGACAACUUUUAUCAUAUUUCAAUUUACAACAUUCUUGACGUCAAAAUGUACUCCAGAACUCAUUCUCCAAGUUUUUUCUACUACCUUCUUUUUUAUAUGCUUCGCAAUUAAAUACAAUUCGUUUUGGAUUAACACCGAUAUCAUAAGAAGUUUACUAGAGCAACUUCAAGAUAUGUGCAAUGAACUUAAAGAUGAGAACGAAAUCGCUAUUAUAGAAAAAUAUGGGAACAAGGCAAAAUAUUAUACAACUGCAAUUAUACUGUUUGGUUUCUUCGGUGAAUGUAGUAUAGGUUUUAUACAAAUUUGGCCAUAUAUUAAACACUUUCUUCUACCUAAUAACCAUUCUCGAUUAAAUCCUUCAGCGUAUAUUGUGACGGAAUACUUUAUUGAUCAAGAAAAAUAUUUCUAUUUAAUAACACUACACUCAAUAGCGGCUAAUUUCAUAGGUGGUAUUGCAAUGGUAGCAACAGGAACGAUGCUUAUUGCAUAUCUUCAACAUACCUGUGGAAUGUUUUGUAUUGCCAGUUACCGUAUCGAACAUGCCAUUAAUAUUUUACAAAAGGAUGUUUUAAAGAAUGAGAAUAAGAUUUGUUAUAAGGAGAUAACUUAUGCCGUAGAUAUUCAUCGUAAAGCUAUGGAGUUCACUGACUUCUUAAUAUCAAACUUUGAAGGAUCAUUUUUCUUCUUAAUAGCGAUUGGCGUAACUUGUCUUAGCCUUAAUCUUCUUCGGGCUGCAUCAUACAGCGAUAAUACUGAACAACUUAUUAUACCUCUUUCGAUUAUAAUCAUUCUGUAUGUGUACUUGUUUUUAUCCAAUUAUACUGCACAGGAAAUUACAGAUCACAAUGAAAAUGUGUUUAUGACAGUGUACAACGUUGAGUGGUAUGUGACUCCAAUACAUAUACAAAAAAUGAUGUUGUUUUUGUUACAAAGGGGCACUAAGGCUUUUCAUAUGAUUCUCGGUGGAAUAUUUGUGGCAUCUUUAGAAAGUGCCGCUUCGUUGAUGAGCACUUCAAUAUCCUAUUUCACUGUUCUCUAUUCUACAAGGCAGAAUUAAGAAUAUAAAUUAAUAAUAAUAAAAUAAAUUUAAUAUAGAACGAAAGG
Messenger RNA from Monomorium pharaonis (pharaoh ant), 1333 nucleotides. RefSeq lists its product as uncharacterized. NCBI's taxonomy places the organism in Eukaryota, Metazoa, Arthropoda, Insecta, Hymenoptera, Formicidae. The record is from RefSeq and is a predicted model, not a curated record. The coding region runs from base 108 to 1286 and encodes 392 amino acids. Gene Ontology annotation, biological process: detection of chemical stimulus involved in sensory perception of smell; sensory perception of smell. The transcript has 9 exons. Gene Ontology annotation, cellular component: plasma membrane. Gene Ontology annotation, molecular function: olfactory receptor activity; odorant binding.